CUCCCUUUCUCCUCCGCGUCCUCCCAUCACCGUCUACUCACCCCAAAGAUCUUAGAAACCAAACAGCCUAGCCUUCUUCAUCACCCCCUCCCCGCCAUUGGCUAAAAGCAUUCCGAUUCCUAACAGUGUCCAGCUCCCCUUCUUUUUCUUCUAACGGAAGGCAGCCUUAGCACUGUCGCCUGGGGAAAAAAUCAAGUUUUUCUAACAACGAUAUCAGCAAACAAGCAAGCCCAUCCCAAACAUGAACGGUGAUUCCUAUUCUUCCCGCGGCGGUGAUCGGCAUGGCUAUGGCCGUGAUUAUCACGGGACGGACCAUCGCCGGGAAAGAGACAGGGACAGAAACGAUCGGGAUCGCGGGGAUAGGGAUAGAGAGCGUGCGGGACGCCGUGACCGUUCUCGUUCCCCACAUCGUGGUAGAUCCCAUAGGGAUGAUUACUUCGAAACUGAUAGAGCUGAUCGCUACAGAGAGCGCGAUCGCGAUACUGAUAGAUAUGCGGGACGCGACCGCGAUUACGAGAGAGAGAGAAGAAGAGGUGGCGGCGGGGACAGACGUGGCGAACGGAAUCCGAGAUAUGAUGAGCCUCGUGGGGGAAGAAGCACAGCAGCGGCAGAUGCUUAUCCCGUUAGGAAACGAUCCGCAACCCCACCAGUCAAGAAGAGAGAACCGACGCCAGAUUUGACUGACGUUACUCCCAUCAACGAGAGGAGGCGCAGAAUGACCAUGUGGGAUAUCAAGCCUCAGGGGUACGAAAACGUCACAGCUGAGCAGGCUAAACUUUCUGGAAUGUUUCCGUUACCCGGUGCUCCUAGGCAGGCACCCAUGGACCCAACCAGGCUUCACGCAUUCAUGACUCAACCUAGUAAUGUAGCAACAGCAUCCACUCUGAAGCCCACCAACUCUCGCCAAGCGAAACGUCUCCUUAUGAGCAACAUUCCUCCUGGCACUGAUGAAGAAUCGUUAUUGCAAUUUUUCAAUCAGACCCUCUCCUCCCUUAAUGUCACAACGGGGGGUCCUGACCCAAUAACAUCAGUACAGCUUUCGGGAAGUAAAAUCUUAGGUCUUCUUGAAUUCAAAAACACCAAUGAUGCCACAGUUUGUUUGGCACUCUCUGGAAUUGAAUUUAACGGGGGUAAUAUUGAGAUCAAGCGGCCAAGGGAUUAUAUCGUUCCUAUUGUACCUGAAGACCACCGCCACCAAGAACCUGGAGUAAUAUCAAGUGACGUUCCUGACACGCCUAACAAGAUAUUGAUUUCGGAAAUACCCGAAUAUUUGCAGGAUGAACAGGUUAUCGAGUUAUUGAAGAGUUUCGGGGAUUUGAAGGCAUUCGUUCUCGUCAAAGAUGUGACUGACGAGACAUCUAAGGGAAUCGCCUUUUGUGAAUACCUUGAUCCUGGAACCACGGAAAUAGCCGUGGAAGGCCUUAACGCUAUGGAAAUUGCCGACAAUACCCUCCGAGUACGACGUGCUUCCAUUGGCAUGAAACAAGCAGCUGGUGUCGAAAUGGGCGUCAACGCAAUGGCCAUGAUGGCUGGCACAACAAGUGUGGAUCUUGAAGCCAGCCGUGUAUUGCAAUUGCUUAAUAUGGUGACCGCUGAUGAGUUGCUCGAUCCCGAAGAAUAUGAUGAAAUAUGCGAAGAUAUCCGUGAUGAAUGUCAAAAAUUUGGAUCGCUUGUUGACAUGAAGGUUCCCCGUCCUAGCGGGGGCAGCAGACAAGCAGCCGGUGUCGGCAAGAUCUUUGUUCGCUUCGAAACUCAGGAAUCUGCGUCUAACGCUCUACGUUCCCUCGCUGGAAGAAAGUUCGCUGAUAGAACUGUUGUCUGUACUUACUUCUCAGAGGAAAAUUACGAAGUCGGAGCCUUUUAGGAUCCCCUUUCCCUCGUAAUGCUAUUUCUGACACCAUAACUUACCCUAGCUCUAAAAUGUAGCUCCGUAGUCAAUCCAGUGGUGCCAUCACUUUUUGACUCUUGUGCUGCCCCGUUCGUUUUUUCUUUUGCAUAGGGCCUUUCGAUUCUCUCAGUUGUAUUUAGGUUGUUUUCCCAGUCACUUGUUGACUCCGGGAGGAUCCUGGUUGUUUUACAUCUUUCUUGAUUAUGUAAUGUUAUUCUUUUUCAUUAAAUUUUUUUCUAACA
Molecule: messenger RNA, 2130 nt
Organism: Tuber melanosporum (Perigord truffle)
Lineage: Eukaryota; Fungi; Ascomycota; Pezizomycetes; Pezizales; Tuberaceae
Exons: 8
Coding region: 242-1864 (540 amino acids)
Biological process (GO): mRNA processing
Cellular component (GO): nuclear speck; U2AF complex; commitment complex
Molecular function (GO): poly-pyrimidine tract binding; pre-mRNA 3'-splice site binding
Source: RefSeq, a predicted model, not a curated record